GGUGGGGCCGGGGGGUUCAAUGUGUGUAUCUGUGUCUGUCUGCAUGCCCCCUACCACAGCCCUCCACCCCCUCUUUACAGGACUGCCAGCCCGUCUAGAGUUAUUCCAGGAAUGCGUUGAACAUGGCUGCCGCGAUGAAGGCGCAGAAAACGGGACUGCUGGAACUUCGAGUAACCGUGGACCGCUGGAUCCGGGUGUUGGCUACACUUACCGAAGACACCCUCACGGUAAACCCCGGCGAGGGCGCCGAAGAACCCGCGAAGCCCAACCCGAGUCCCGCCGGUGCUAUCAACGGAGACCCCCCGAACCUCGGCGCGUCCGCGGUCCCGGAAACCAUCACCAACGUGAAGCGCACCGUGCGAGUUACCAAGCAAGAUGUUGGUGGGCUUGGGAUCAGUAUCAAAGGUGGCAAGGAAAACAAGAUGCCAAUCCUCAUCUCUAAAAUUUUUAAGGGCCUGGCUGCUGACCAGACUGAGGCCCUUUAUGUUGGUGAUGCCAUACUCUCUGUCAAUGGUUAUGACUUACGAGAGGCCACGCAUGAUGAGGCUGUGCAAGCACUGAAAAAAACUGGCAAAGAAGUCAUCCUAGAAGUGAAGUACAUCAAGGAGAUGUCUGCCUUCUUUAAAAGCUCUGGGUCCCCCGGAGCAGGUCUCCCGUGGGAUUCUCCCCCUUCCACACCUCAAAGGGGCACUGAGCUUUCCCCUGCUGAGGUGAAGGAGCCCCGGAGCAUCCCACUGAAGCUGUGCCAGGUGUCACGAAAACAGUGCCCUCCAGACACAGAAAACCGGUAUUUUGAGGUGAUUUCAUCCAACAGAAAGAACUCUGUGUUCCUGAGGGCAAAAGACCCUGCUAUGGCUCAAUCCUGGUACAAUGCCAUCCAGACUGGAGCUGCCAACCUUUUGCCACGAGUGAAGGAGGAGAUGAGGAACAUGCAGCCUGGCAUGGAGGUCAAACAUCUGGGCUGGAUUACAGAGCAGGUAUCUCAUGGUCCAGAGAAACCUGUGCUGGCUGUGUUGACUGACAAGGACCUGCUUCUGUAUCCCUCGUUUCCUGAAAGCAAAGAGAGCCUCAAAAACCCCACAAAGAGUCACCCGCUCAUCACUACCAGACUGGUCCAUUCUGGUCCAGGAAAAAGUUCUCCAGUCCUGGACUCUGAGCUGUCAUUUGGCCUGCGUACAGGCACCAAGCAAGGCGUGGAGACUCAUGUUUUCAGGGUGGAUUCUGCUAAGGAGCUGUCAGCCUGGACUCAUCUGCUGGUGGAGGGUUGCCACAGUGCUGCUGAACUCACCAAGGAGGUCACCACGGCCUGCAGUUGGAAUGGGAAAGAGUGUAUGCUGGGAGUGCACAUCGAUGAGGGUUUCACGCUAUUCACAGAAGAACUGGGUGUCAGGAAAAAUAUUCUCCUCCAGCAGCCCUUUGAGCGCCUCAGAAUGUCCUCAGACGACGGGGUUCGAAUGAUGUUCCUUGACUUUGGAGGCCCUGAGGCUGAGAUACAACUGGACCUGCAUUGUUGCCCUAAGACCUUAGUCUUCAUAAUCCACUCUUUCUUGUCUGCUAAGGUCAAACGACUUGGUCUCUUGGCCUGAUAGUGGCCAAUUACCCAGAAUGUCACAAUAGGAAUAUUCAAUAAAACAGCCCAGAAACUCUGAAAUUCCAGACGAUGGGGCCCUGGAAAUGAUACUAACAAGCCUUCCUAAGCCUCUAAAAAUCAUCUUUGGUCAGGCACCUCCUGAUUUUUCUAUGGAAUGAACUGCAGCAACGAUGGACGUUUGUUGAAGUUGUAGCUGUUGGUGAAAGUCAGUAGCCACUUAAGGGAUCUUUCAUCUGUCAGAUCUGUCACAGUAUGUCAUGACACUUUAUGAUGGCAAACUGUGUGUACAUGUGUGUGUGCGUGUGCAUGUGUGUAUGACUGCCUGUAUCUCAAUGUUUCUAAGCUUAAAGUCCCAGACAUUUGUUUUUUGUCAUCACAUUGUUUAUUUUUAUUUCAUAAGUCAAAAUGGGCCUUUGUCUUGAGCAUCCUUUCAUCUUUCAAUCUUUGCUUUAUGUGCUGUGAACAAAAUGAUUUUGUUGUGAAUAACAAAAGUUAUUUCACAAAGGUCCUGAUUGAUGUUGGACAAACAUUUUCAUAAAGGCAGCUUGAAUGAAGUGACAGGAUGACACGGCUGAUCACUACAUAAUCAAUAGUCUGCACUGAACAAUGUACAGAAUCCAACUAUUAUGAUAUACUGCUCAUGCGGACUCUUAACUUGCCUUUGCCCUGAAUUUUUAUGUAAGAAGUCACAUGCUUUUUAAGACAACUUCCAAAACGCCAGUUAAAAUAGAUUUUUCAUUGCAGCUGAAAUACAUCCCUCUCCUUUCUAUGGCCCAACAAGAAGAAGAACAGAGUAUAUUUUAAAAGGCUAUUUUACUGUGUUUUAACUUAACCAAUGAAUUAGACAAAAUAUUUAUACCAAAUGCAAAACUGUGCUGAGUAUCAAUGGCCUUAAUCAGUCUUGGCUUUAGUUUUAUGUCAAUAAAAUAAAAAAAAAAAUGUGGUGAGAAUUCUUCCUGUGUUUUCACAACACUGACAAAUAUUUUGCAUGAUCAUUUAUUGAUGGAUGACAUACAGCUGGCUUAACUAAUCUACUUCUCCUAUAUGGUUAUAGCUUUUAACCCUUACUUAUGAUUGAGAGGGGAGGUUUUAAGACAGAAAGUUUCACCAUAGUGUUUCACACAUUUCUUUGUUUUAAUUUAAGUACCAUAUGAAAAAUGUUAGGUUGGUCAUUUCUGUCCUUUUAUCUGUGCUGACUGAACAUCUGCAAUUUGGGGCCUUCUUUUCUCUUUGAACACUAA
Molecule: messenger RNA, 2832 nt
Organism: Archocentrus centrarchus (flier cichlid)
Lineage: Eukaryota; Metazoa; Chordata; Actinopteri; Cichliformes; Cichlidae
Gene: snta1
Product: syntrophin, alpha 1
Exons: 8
Coding region: 123-1586 (487 amino acids)
Cellular component (GO): sarcolemma; dystrophin-associated glycoprotein complex; neuromuscular junction
Molecular function (GO): protein binding; structural molecule activity
Source: RefSeq, a predicted model, not a curated record